AUGGAAAAACACACUGUUGUACAACUUCGUCAAAUUGCAAAGGAGAAUGGUCUCCACGGCUAUUCAAAGCUUCGAAAAGAUGAGCUUAUCGGGCUCAUUCAAUUCAAUUCAUUGAAUCACCACGGCAGUGCUGCGGUUUCCAAGCCGCAGAAGCAGUAUAGAAAAAUCAAGUUCGUCUGGAAUCACUCAGGUGGUGGCUCUCUACUCGACGCACCGAUACCCGCGCAUGAAAUACCUAAAGUAGAUAUAUUAAAACCAACACCAGCACCAAAGACGAUAAAAAAAAUCGAAAAGGCUGUUGAUUGGGGGAAAAAAAAGGUUGAAGAUUGGGGUCAGUGGUUGAAGAAAGAGGUGUCAAACACACCGCGAGCAGUCGAUGACAAGUUGAAAGAUUUCAAAGAGCAUAUCAAUGAACUCUACAAGACAAGUGACCAGCCCCGUUUUAAAAUUUUUCCAAAAAAGUCUUUAUUGAAACACUAUGUAAAGAUGUACACGAUUGAUGGGGUAGAUGGUUACACACCGUUAGACUUUCUUGAGGCUGUAAAACCAACCGUUAUCAACUUUUUGAAUACACAAAAAAAUAUCAAGAUGGAGUUCUUUCUGAGAUGUUAUAUGAUAAAGAAACCUAAUGAUAUGGGUGAGGUUGAGGGACAGGAUGUAUAUUUUACAUCUUUUCAAAAGAUCGUUAUUGAUGGGAGUGAUCGAGAAGAAAUUUAUGAAGAAUGUGUGAAGAAAAUGAUGGAGAGUUUGGCUGUGUUUACAAGAGAAGGGAGUGGGUGGACUGUCCAUUCUGUUGAGGGUUUGGAUUUGUACACGGCGAAAUACAAUCCUUUGAAAGGUUCUUCUUACUUUAAGCUACCAAAACAUCUCGCAGCAAAGAUGGCUAUCAUAAACAUGAAGAAUGAGGAUGAUGAGUGUUUCAAAUGGUGUGUGACACGUGCGUUGAAUCCUGUAAAAAAGGAUCAAGAGCGUAUCUCAAAGACAUUGGAAGAGCAGGCAAAGAAGCUUGUGUGGGAUGGCAUCGAUUUUCCAAUGGAGGUGAAGAGCAUUGGCCGCUUUGAAAAGUUGAAUCCGGGGAUUACUGUCAACGUAUACAUGUUUGAAGAUAGGCUCAAUCCUUUGAGAGUGAGCAGUGAAGCUCCUGGACUUCGCUCUAGUAAGACUCAUAUUGAUCUUCUUCUAAUUACUGAAGGUGAUAAAAAACAUUAUUGUCUCAUCAAAAAUUUGAGUCGACUCGUAUCGAGUCAGUUGUCAAAGAAUAAAAACAAGAAGUUUAUCUGUAGGAGAUGUCUUAAUUAUUUCGGAACUCAGCGAGUUCUCGAUAAACACGAUGAGUUGUGCCGAGAUCAUGAGGCUGUGAGAGAGAAGAUGCCGAAAGCAGAUACUUUUCUCUCUUUCAAGAAUCAUCACAAGAAGAUGGACAUGCCGUUCGUCAUCUAUGCAGACUUUGAGUCGUUAAUCAAACCUUUAGACUCUGCUAAACCAAACCCAAAAGAGUGUUACACUGAAAAGAAGCAACAACAUAAACCGGUAAGUUUCUGUUACUACAUCAAAUGCUCAUUUGACGAUAGAUACUCGAAACUGGUUGAAUACACAGCAAAGUCUGAGGAUGAAGAUGUGGCGCAAAAAUUCGUUGAAAUGCUUGAAGUGGAGGUUAAAGACAUAUACAAAAAUCAUCCUCCUAAAAAGAUGAUCUUCACAGACAGUGAUGUUGAAAAGUUUGAAAAUGCGAUGUGUUGUUGGUUAUGUAGAGAAGAUUUCAAAGAGGGAGAGGACAAAGUGCGCGAUCACUGUCAUUACACCGGUAAAUUUCGAGGGGCUGCGCAUAACAGCUGCAACCUAAAAUUCCGACGACCAAAAUUCACACCUGUCGUCUUUCACAACUUGGCAAACUAUGACGCUCAUCUCUUCGUCAGAAAUCUUGGUGUUUCAGAAGGAGACAUUGAUUGCAUUCCUAACAACGAAGAAAAAUACAUCAGCUUCACCAAACACAUUGUGGUUGACAAGUUUUUCGAUAAAAAGAAUAACAAAGACGUCGAGGUAAAGAGAGAGUUGAGGUUCAUUGACAGCUUCAAAUUCAUGGCUUCCAGUCUUGACAAGCUUGUCAAGAACCUUGCCAAAAAGGGUGAGUCUUUUUUACAAAAUACAGGAAAAUAUUAUCCUGGAGAGAAGCUUAAACUGUUGAUGAGAAAGGGUGUUUAUCCUUAUGAAUGGUUGAAAACUAUCAAUAGACUUGAUGAGACUGAACUUCCACCGAUUGAAGCUUUCUUCUCUGUUCUCAGCGGUAGUGGUAUAACAGAAGCGGAAUAUAAUCAUGCACAGAGGGUGUGGAAAACCUUUGGAAUGAAAACGAUGCGAGAUUAUCACAAUCUCUACAAUCGAAGUGAUGUUCUUUUACUGGCCGAUGUGUUUGAAAACUUUCGAAAAGUUUGCAAAGAGAACUACGAUCUCGAUCCUUGUUGGUACUACACCGCACCGGGUUUGGCUUGGGAUGCUUGUCUCAAGUUGACUGAGAUAGAACUUGAGUUGUUGAGUGAUAUAAAUAUGUUACACAUGUUUGAGAAAGGUAUUCGUGGAGGGAUUUCGAUGAUUACAAAAAGAUAUGCAAAAGCAAAUAACAAAUACAUGGGUGAAAAGUUUGACAAAAGCAAACCUUCAAGUUUCAUCACAUAUCUCGAUGCAAACAACCUUUACGGUUGGGCGAUGAGUAAGAGUUUGCCGACGGGAGGUUUUGAAUGGGUGGAUGAGAAAGAUUUUGGGGGGUGGGAGAGCUUCGCUUGCAUUCUUGAGGUUGAUUUACUCCCCAUCAAAAAAGAGUUGUAUGAUUAUUUCAAUGACUAUCCUCCAGCUCCUGAAAAUCUGUUGAUUGGGAAAGUGAAAAAACUGGUCUGUACCGUGAACGAAAAGAAGAAGUACAUAGUUCACCAUGAGACCUUGAAGCUUUACAAAAGUCUUGGAGUUGAGAUUGGAAAGAUCCACCGCGUCAUCAAGUUCAAUGAGAGUCCUUGGAUGAAAAAGUACAUUGAUCUCAACACAUCUUUGAGAGCCAAGGCCGAUAACGAUUUCGAAAAAGACUUUUUUAAACUCAUGAACAACUCUGUAUAUGGCAAGACGAUGGAGAAUAUUCGGAACCGAGUUGAUGUGAGACUUGUCAACUCAGAAGAUAAGGCGAAGAAGUUGAUAAAUAAAGUGAACUUCAAACACUGUACCAUAUUUUCCGAGAAUCUUGGUGCAUUUCAUAUGAAAAAGACACAAAUUUUCUUCAACAAACCCGUCUAUCUCGGAAUGUGUAUCCUCGAUCUCAGUAAGACAUUGAUGUACGAUUUUCACUACAACUUUAUCAAACGCAAAUACAGAGACAAAGCAGAGCUUCUCUUCACCGACACAGACUCACUUUGUUAUGAGAUUCACACAUCAGAUUUUUACAAAGAUAUCAUCGAUGACGUAGAUCGUUUGUUUGACACGAGCAAUAUUCCAAAGGAGCAUUCUUCUGGGAUACCGACCGGUGUAAACAAGAAAGUUAUUGGAAUGUUCAACGAUGAAGCUGGAGGAAAAAUUAUUGAAAAGUUUAUCGGUCUGAGAGCGAAGCUUUACAGCUACAAAAUGUUUGAAGAUGGAAAAGAAGAGAAGAAGUGUAAGGGAGUGAAGAAAGGAGUGGUAGAGAGCACCAUAUGCUAUGAUGACUAUGAGAGAUGUCUGUUUGACGGUGAAAAACAGCUUCGGAAAAUGAACACGUUACGAAGUCGAAAGCAUGAUAUGUUUAUGGAAGAGAUCAAUAAAGUCGCCCUGAGUGCAGAUGAUGACAAGCGAAUCAUUCUUCCAGACAAAAUACACACACAUGCGAUAGGCAUGUGA
Stylophora pistillata is the source of this 3855-nucleotide messenger RNA. RefSeq lists its product as uncharacterized. The record is from RefSeq and is a predicted model, not a curated record. NCBI's taxonomy places the organism in Eukaryota, Metazoa, Cnidaria, Anthozoa, Scleractinia, Pocilloporidae.